UCAUUCAACCCAUGAGAAAAUAUACUCACAAAACCACCAAACCCAUUAUGAAAGUCUUCGUCGGAUGAGAGUGUCGAUAGCUAUCUAUUUAUUCAUAAAUAACAGCUUCAUCACGGUCAAGUCAUUGUGUUCUUAUUAUUCUUAUUAUUAAUCAAUGGAUGGAUGGAUGGAAACAAACCUAAAAGUUCAUCGACAUCAAACCCUUCCCCCAAAUCAAUCAAUAUCCAACGAAUUCUCAACAUCCCCACCAAUAAUGUCAACUGUACCCAUCUGGUGUUAUUAGUCAGUCUCUUGCUCUAUCUCUCUAUCUACCAUUCAAGAGAAGCUACAUAGACGGCUUGUGUAGGAUCAUCUCGGCACUGGGGUCAGUCUGUACCACGAUAUCAUUAAUACUUCUUCCCAUUCCUCAAAUUCAACAUGUUUCCGAGGGUGUUGCCCAGAUUUCGCUCCACACAAAUCAGAUCUUUCAGCAACACAACUCCAAGAUCGGAAAUUUUAGAUAUAAAAAGUUUGCCGGAUAGAAUCAUUCCUCGGUAUCACCGUUCACAGGAGAGCCAUCUCCUUUCUUUGCAAUGGCCCUCGCCACCUCGAAAUCUAUUAAUCAUAAAGAAGGAUCGUUCCCCGACCGUUGCUGAGGCUCUCCUUGAAUAUGUCAAACAUGUACACUCAAACUACAACACUACAUCUCUCAUAUUCGAGAGAAAAGUAGCCGAGAGUAUACACAAUUCUUUGGCUUUUCCAAUCUACAGUACUGAUUUUCCAUCCCUCUUCCCAUCCAAAGUUGAUAUGGUAACAACACUCGGUGGAGAUGGAACCAUUUUACAUGCAUCUUCUCUUUUCAGCACCACUCGUCAUGUUCCUCCAAUUCUGUCCUUCAGCAUGGGUACUCUAGGCUUCUUGGGUGAAUGGAAGUUUGCUGAAUAUAAGCGAGCCUUUCGAGAAGUCUACAUGUCGGGCGCUGCUGCUGGAUCGCACCUCUUUCGAGACGAGAUGCACCCUCACAUUCAAACAUCUACUUCAGAUAAGAUUAACGAUAUGUCUGGCUGGUCAAAUAUGAGAGGCAAGUCGAUGGGACCAACACGGAGUUCGAAAGUGCUUCUCAGAAAUAGAUUGAAGGUAGAGGUCUUUGACGCGAAUGGAAAAAGUGCUCACGAGAGUGCAGAGGGCAAUGUGCAUGCCAUGAAUGAAGUUAUUAUUCAUCGGGGGAAAGAAGCACAUUUAGCCAUUAUUGAAGUUUUUGUCAAUAAUCAGUUUUUAACUGAGGCGGUUGCAGAUGGUAUGAUCAUUUCCACACCAACAGGAAGUACGGCAUAUAGUUUGAGUUCUGGUGGCAGUAUCAUUCACCCCCUCGUCAGCAGCCUCCUUUUGACACCGAUCUGUCCAAGAAGUCUUUCAUUUAGACCCCUUGUUGUACCUGCAAAUACACCAAUCAAACUUCGAUUGAGUGAUAAGAACAGAGGAAGGGAAUUGGAAGUUAGUAUUGAUGGACAAAGAAGAAGUAUUGGAGUCGGCGUCGGCAUGGAAGUAAGAGUUCAAGGCGAGGAAAUGGUAAAAGGCAGUAGCGAGUGGGGUGGGGGCGUUCCUUGUGUUAUGAGAGGGGCCAAAAGUGGUAUGAAGGAUGACGACGGGUGGGUUGGAGGCUUGAAUGGGCUGCUGAAGUUUAAUCAUCCUUUUGGCGAAGAAUAA
Molecule: messenger RNA, 1686 nt
Organism: Botrytis porri
Lineage: Eukaryota; Fungi; Ascomycota; Leotiomycetes; Helotiales; Sclerotiniaceae
Exons: 3
Coding region: 418-1686 (422 amino acids)
Biological process (GO): NADP+ biosynthetic process; NAD+ metabolic process
Molecular function (GO): NAD+ kinase activity
Source: RefSeq, a predicted model, not a curated record